AUGAAUCAGUCAGAUAUCAAACCCCCAACAUCAGCACCUUCAACUCCUCCACUGUUCAGCAUAUCAUCCCCAGAUUUCAAAAACUUCAAAUCUUGGGUGAAAACUUCACCAUUCACUAAUGAUUUUGAUCUUUCAAAGGAUAAAUUACAACUAUCCGACAUGGAUUUUGAAGUUGCUUAUGCUAUGUUCACUGCUAAGACACCUCCUGCAACAGCUUCAGGCUCACAAACCCCAAUCACAAACUAUCAAAGUGAAUUGUCAAAUCAACUUCAUGAACUUCAUAAUCAACGAGAAUUUGGCUAUAAAAUCACAAGUCCUGGAUUAUCACAUCUGUUACAAGCUGCAUCUCCAAAUUUUCCACCCACAGAGCUCGAAGGACUACCUUUGUUCUCAAACUAUGAUGAAUUAUUGUCUGUUAAUGAAAGUCAUGCAAUUGAACAAUUUCUGGAUAGUAUAAUGGAUGAACAAAAUGUUUCAAAAAGUUCCAAGCAGGAACAAUCAGAAAGUCUAAGGCCGGAUCCAAUGAUUUCUGAAGAGCAACAAUAUUUCAAGCAAGAAGAUGAGGUUUCAUCAGAGGGAACUUCAAAAGCAUUCAUAGAAUCGCCUGAAACGGCAACUGAUAUAUCUAUAACAUUCAACAAUACGAAUAUCAACCUUCCAAAAGACCCUAACAUCUUCCCAAAAGAGCUGAACAUAUCUACAGACUCACCUAUACCAACGAGAUCGUCAUCAAAUACAUCUUUUUCAGGGUCUGAAACUAGCAGGCCAACAAAGAAAAGAAAAUUACUUACUGAUGAUGAAAAAAAAUUCAAUCAUACCUCAAGUGAACAAAGAAGAAGAGGUAUUAUAAAAGAUGCUUUUGAUGAUUUAGUCAAGCUAUUACCCUUGUCUAAUAAAAAACAACCAAAGUCACUAGUAUUAGAAACAGCAGCACAUGAAAUUGAACGACUACUCAAAAUAAAUAACGAAUUAAAACAACUUUUAGAUAAGCACUAA
Messenger RNA from Hansenula anomala, 996 nucleotides. RefSeq names its product Ino2p (gene INO2). Gene Ontology annotation, molecular function: protein dimerization activity. The record is from RefSeq and is a predicted model, not a curated record. Lineage: Eukaryota; Fungi; Ascomycota; Saccharomycetes; Phaffomycetales; Wickerhamomycetaceae. Bases 1 to 996 code for a protein of 331 amino acids. The transcript has a single exon.